GGCCCCUGCCUUGGCUGCUCGGCCCUCUGGGGGUGAGCCCUCUCCUUUCUCGGACCAUGCUUGUAAGUGGUAUCAUUGCCAAGACGACUCUUGCCCCCCGCCCUUCUCCCCCGGACUCCUAGGUCAGGUGCGUCCCCUCCCUGCUGUCAGUCCGGCCACAUCUGAUCUCCCCUAUGGGCGCCUGGCUUCUGGAGAGUGGACAGAGUCAGUGGGGGGUGGGGGCGCUCCUGAUCCCCAUGCUGCCUCACCCUGGGGUGGACUUGGGUCAGGUGCUCAUUGGCUGGAGAAGGAAGGAUGGAUGGAGAAAGAAGCCCUCCCAGGGCCUGGGGUGGGCUCUGCCCCAAAAUAGAUGUACACACUCUGACAGCAGCCAGGGCGGGGGAGUGUUGCUGGGGUGGGACUGGGUUUCCUCUCUGGAAGCCUUGGUGGAGGGUUGCUGAAUGAAUUCUUCCUCUGGUCUCCCUCCUUGUAGUGGGUUGAACUUGUGUCCUGGAGGUUGAGGUUCGUUUCCGGGGAGGAGGUAGUUUCUGGAAGCCCCUCAUCGACUGUCGAUUUUUCAUCCAGGCUCAUUUUAGUUCUGCAAAGUUGCGUGAUCUGCACUGAGUUUUCCUGUGGACCUAAAUUUCUUGGACAUUAAAAGGGGGAAGUCAGAAUUCAGGAAUGGCUAAGACAUGUGCUUUCGGGGCCAUUUCUGAUUGAUUGGUAGUGGCUGCCGGGAGGGUUCUAAGCCUUCCCUGAGGUUAGCUACAGCGCUUGUCAGGGUUUGCAGAGAAAUUUCUGUGGGGAGCAGUUUUUAGAGGAAGUGAAUUCAUGUGCUCACCAGCAGACAUGUUACUUAAAAGGGGAAGAAAUGUGCCCUUCCCCCAAUACCUGAUUCCUGUCCCGGAGGACCCCAGACUCAUACCGUGGGAUGCUCCUACCCCUGCCACAGCUGAACCUCAGCCGGCCGAUUGAGGAGCAGGGCCCGCUGGACGUCAUCAUCCACAAGCUGACCGAUGUCAUCCUCGAAGCCGACCAGAACGACAGCCGGUCCCUGGAGCUGGUGCACAGGUUCCAGGAAUAUAUCGAUGCGCACCCUGAGACCAUUGUCCUGGACCCUCUUCCUGCCAUCAGGACCCUGCUCGACCGCUCCAAGUCCUAUGAGCUCAUCCGGAAGAUCGAGGCCUACAUGAAAGAUGACAGGAUCUGCUCGCCACCCUUCAUGGAGCUCACGAGUCUGAGUGGAGACGACACUAUGAGGCUCCUGGAGCAGAAUGGCCUGGCGUUCCCCUUCAUUUGCAAAACCAGAGUGGCUCAUGGCACCAACUCUCACGAGAUGGCCAUCGUGUUCAACCAGGAGGGCCUGAGUGCCAUCCAGCCGCCCUGUGUGGUCCAGAACUUCAUCAACCACAACGCAGUCCUGUACAAGGUGUUUGUGGUGGGCGAGUCCUACACUGUGGUCCAGAGGCCCUCGCUGAAGAACUUCUCUGCGGGCACGUCAGACCGGGAGUCCAUCUUCUUCAAUAGCCACAACGUGUCGAAGCCGGAGUCCUCAUCGGUCCUGACAGCGCUGGAUAAGAUCGAGGGCGUGUUCGAGCGGCCGAGCGACGAGGUCAUCAGGGAGCUGUCCCGGGCCCUUCGGCAGGCGCUGGGUGUGUCGCUCUUCGGGAUUGACAUCAUCAUCAACAACCAGACUGGGCAGCACGCGGUCAUCGACAUCAACGCCUUCCCAGGCUACGAGGGCGUCACUGAGUUCUUCACAGACCUCCUGAACCACGUGGCCACCGUCCUGCAGGGCCAGAGCGCGGCCACAGCGGCCGCGGGGGACGUGGCCCCGCUGAGGCACAGCAGGCUCCUGGCGGAGCAGGCAGGCAGCCUGGCAGGCGAGCGGACGUGCAGCGCUGGCCCCGGCUGCUGCAGCAGCAUGAUGGGCCCGGACCCCCCCUGGACGUCGGAGGCCGACGCGGGCGGUGUGGGCCCAGGCGGCACCACCAAACUCCCGCACCAGAGACUCGGCUGCACCGCCGCCGUGUCACCCAGCUUCCAGCAGCACUGCGUGGCCUCGCUGGCCACGAAGGCCUCCUCCCAGUAGCCGUGGAGCCCGGGACCCAGAGGGCGGCGCGGGCCGCAGAGUGCACCUGCUGGGUCAGCCCCUCCCAGCAGUGACGCUCCUACUAAGAAUUCCCAGCGAUCUGAUUCUUCUUCUUCUUCUUCUUCUUCUUCUUCUUUUUUUUUUUUUAAUUUUUAACCUGAUUUUCUGAUGUCAUGAUUGAAAUAAGGGGUGGUGGAGGGGGAGAUGGAAAGGAACCCUAAGUGGUCCAGCCUCGGGGAAGAUGGACAUCCCGCCUGAUACCUGCUGUGCAGAUGUCUUCACUGGGUUUACACUUGCUGUGUCUUCAACACUAGGUCUGAGUGUGAGGUGGGGUGUGUGUGUGUGUGUGUGUGAGUGUGUGUGAGUGAGUGAGUGUGCACAUCCACGUCUGCUCGUCUCGAUGGCUGCUGUGGAUCAGGCCUCGGGGACCCCGGAGAGGGCAGGCUUUUGGCAGCUGAGCAGAGCGAGUGAGGGGUUCCUUCUCUCUCUUUUCUGCAAGCUCUCUGCACCCGGGCCGGGCCCCCUCGCUGUCACCCUCCGACUGGCCACCCCCACAGCCUUGUGCAGAACAGGGCCUUAAAGCCCCAACCAGGUGUGCAGCUGUCCCUCCCAAGAGCAAGAGCCAGAGGGAGUGAGAGGUGCACCUACUGUUUCCUUGGGGAAUUCCAUGCAGGGGGUCUGGGCUGUGGGCCGCCUGUUUCCUGCUCACAAAAGGGAAGAAGGAAGGCCUCGAGUUGGCUUCCCCUUUCCACGUCCAACUCCCUGGGGUCCACCAGGCCCUUCAGCGUGGGUCCCGUGCAGCCCUGCAGGGGGGCCUCCUUUCCUGAUCAGGCGCUGCUCCCCAGGACCCAGGAGGAGACUGCCUGAUUGGGACCCCCCGGGUUGAUCCCGCCUGUGCCAAGGAUUUGUGCUGUGACUUUGGACAAAUCACCUCUGGAGUUGCUGGGCCUCUGUGUCCUCAUCUCUGAUGAGUGGUUGAGCCCAGAGCACUCUGAAGGGCAGGCUUGAUGCCCCAGCCCCUGCGGUGCAGCCUGCUUCUCUGAGAAGUCAACCUGAUGCGCCUCCGCUUGGCAUUGAGGUGCUCGGGGGCCCUCUUCCCCAGGAUGGGGAGGCUGCCUGUAUGCUUCACGUCUUUUCACACCCGCCCAGCGGGCCCGCUCCACCCUUCUCCCAUACUCACUGUAAGCCCUAAGCACUAAGCCAGCCAAGUGUGAAGGGAGCUGCAUCCCCAGAGGGGAGGAAGCCAUUACCCCCUCCUCCAUGAGCAUCACCCCGGCCCCUGAUGGCAACAGAUCCCACCAGCCGAUCGGUCUGUUCCCACGGUGCAGCGGGCAGCCCACCUGCUCCUCCACAGAGAAGGGGGCCAGCGAGAGGCUUUGUCAGCCUUGGGACAAGGUGAACUUGGGUUUGAUGUAUAGGACCCCCUGAGCAUGAUCUUGUGUCUUCAGAUACCCGUUCGCUUUGAGAAAGUGGGAAGGGCUGGGCUGCCCUGCAUGGUCCAGUGAGGGUGGCUUCAGGGAGGCUGCUGACCUGGGCGCUCGGAGGGACCUUCAGGCCCGGCUCAGCAGGGGCGUGGGGGGUCACCCACCUUCGGGAAAGGAAGGGCUGGGUGGUGGCCGCCAUCAAACGGGGCUGGGCCUGGGGUGAGGGUUGGUGCCAUCGGAACUGCCCGGCUGUCUUGCAACCUGAGGGCCCACCGACUAACCGCGUUUACACGACUUGAGUGUUGAACCCCGAUUAUAAUGUCUGUACGGCGCCUUUCCUAGUCCAACCCUGAGCCCCGGGGAAGCAGGAAAGUGCGGCUGGCCUCUUGCACUGCUUUGUCUCCAAAAUAAACUACUGAAAUCAAACUGCA
This is a messenger RNA of Callorhinus ursinus (northern fur seal), 3926 nucleotides long. RefSeq names its product inositol-tetrakisphosphate 1-kinase (gene ITPK1). NCBI's taxonomy places the organism in Eukaryota, Metazoa, Chordata, Mammalia, Carnivora, Otariidae. Gene Ontology annotation, biological process: inositol trisphosphate metabolic process. The record is from RefSeq and is a predicted model, not a curated record. Gene Ontology annotation, cellular component: cytoplasm. Gene Ontology annotation, molecular function: inositol-1,3,4-trisphosphate 6-kinase activity; inositol-1,3,4-trisphosphate 5-kinase activity; magnesium ion binding.